Messenger RNA from Zingiber officinale, 677 nucleotides. RefSeq names its product histone H2A-like. NCBI's taxonomy places the organism in Eukaryota, Viridiplantae, Streptophyta, Magnoliopsida, Zingiberales, Zingiberaceae. Gene Ontology annotation, cellular component: nucleosome. Gene Ontology annotation, molecular function: protein heterodimerization activity; DNA binding; structural constituent of chromatin. The record is from RefSeq and is a predicted model, not a curated record. The coding region runs from base 16 to 576 and encodes 186 amino acids. The transcript has a single exon.
ACCCAUGGCUAUAAAAUGGUUUCGGUUCGCUUCGGCUUUGCCGCGAUUUCAAAUAUCCAAACCGCCGCCUUCUCUUCGAAUUCUCUCGCGCACGACUCGAGAUCUCGCCUGAAGGGGAUGGACGCCAGUGGAGCAACCGCCGGGAAGGCGAAGAAGGGAGCAGCUGGGCGCCGAGCCGGAGGGCCCAAGAAGAAGGCAGUCUCUAGGUCCACCAAGGCCGGCCUCCAGUUCCCCGUUGGUCGCAUUGGCCGUUUCCUCAAGAAAGGGCGGUACGCCCAGCGCGUGGGCUCGGGUGCCCCCGUCUACCUCGCCGCCGUCCUGGAGUACCUGGCGGCGGAGGUGCUGGAACUGGCCGGGAAUGCGGCGCGCGACAACAAGAAGAACCGGAUCAUCCCGCGCCACGUGCUUCUGGCGAUACGGAACGACGAGGAGUUAGGGAAGCUGCUCGCCGGCGUGACGAUUGCCCACGGCGGCGUGCUGCCUAACAUCAAUCCGGUGCUGCUACCGAAGAAGACGGCUGCCAAGGAGCCCAAAUCGCCUUCCAAGGCGACCAAAUCCCCCAAGAAGGCUGCUUGAUUAGUAGUGUAUACCUUUCGCAUCUUUGUAAUCUCGUUUAGUUGUGUGGCAGUGUCAGGGUGUAGGAAAUGUUAAAUCUUGAACGCGAUGCAUUUUGGUAA